AGAAAAUUUACCUUUAACCCCGACGAAAGAGACGCAAAGCUCUCCUCAUCGUCUCCGUCUCUGCAUCUCCAACUCUCUUGUUUUCAUCACAACCAGAUUUGUCUCCACCACCUUCGUCUGCGUUUAUGUGUUUCUCGAUAAACCCAAAUUAAGUUCGUCUCAGUCACAUCGGCUUCGUCUUCGUCUAUGUGUUUCUGGACAAACCCAAAUCGAUUGUCUCAGUCACAUCCGGUUUCAGUUGCAACUUACUCUAAUCUCUCCUUUCUUAUUAAACCAAUCACCCACCCUUCUCUCAACGGCGACACUCUCUUCCCGUUCUUCAACAGCAACGCGUCUUCAAAACUAAUACUGGCUUUAGUGAUGAUGAUGAUGAUGAUUGCAAAGUCUCAAGCUUUGUCUGGAUCUGACGAUGUUUCGCUAGAUGAAGCGGUUAGGAGGAAGAUGGCUUCAAUUUUCAAAUCUAUUAGUUUUGCACAUUGCAGACAGCUCUAGCUUAUUCCCAGAUAUGACUCAUCACGCUUCUCAAUCUCGCAUUGGUAGAUGCAACACGAAACUAAGACUUCAGUCUCGGCAGGCCGAUGCUAAGCUUGAUUCUUAUAAGCGGGCAGGUAACCGUUUGUCUCCGGUCACAAUCUAUGCAAUCUUGCAGGGUUUUGAUGACACGCAGAAGGACACGAAGAAGAUUUAAACGGAAAUUUAUGCUUGGGAAUGGAGAUUGCUUCAUGCGGAUAAAUUCGUGUAGACUUUUAGGAACGUGUUGGGCUGGAACAUGAAUGCAAAUGGGAAGAGAAGAGAAGAUGUGUAUAACCAUUAAUAUUGUCUUAUCUUUCUUGAAAAAUAAAUAGACAUAUAAAAUGUUACUUCCUAGCUGCUAACGAGUGUUCUUGAAUCUUGAAUAAUGUAUGACUGUGUGUUUUACGUUGUUGGAGAGUUUUGGAUAUAAAUCAAGAGUUUAUUUCCAGGCUGUUCUUGUCCAGUUUAGUAGUUAUUCUUAACAAUUUUUCCUUGUUUUUUGUUGAGAUUUUCAACAUUUGAUUGUAUCAUUUAUCGUUGUAUAUGAAGUUAUA
Eruca vesicaria subsp. sativa (arugula) is the source of this 1067-nucleotide messenger RNA. The record is from the annotation of a GenBank genome assembly. NCBI's taxonomy places the organism in Eukaryota, Viridiplantae, Streptophyta, Magnoliopsida, Brassicales, Brassicaceae.